AUGAAAUGAGGGGGAUGGGUAAAACAAUUAUUUAGAUAUGUAUAUAUUUAUAUGUUAACAUUAUUUUAUUGGUUAUUUUAUAUUUAUUUAAGUAUAUAUUUGUCUUUAGUCUCUGGUGGAAGUAUAGCUGGUAGGGCUGUGUUUUAUAUUUUAUAUGUUUUGUAUGGAGAAAUAUGUGCAAUAGCAUCUUUUGUUUCAAAUGAAAAUGAAUACAAAAAUUACCGCUCCCAACACCCGGGACCUCUCUCAGAGAGGUCCUUCAAAAAAUGGAAAGAUCAUGGUGGAAUGGAUAAACCCUCCUUUAAAUGGAGGGCUCAUCCAUACCGGGGUGUUGGGAAACACCGAAGAAAAAACAGUAUCCAAAAGGUUGUAAAUGUCUUUUAUCAGUAGAGUUAUUUACUUUUUAGUUGCUGC
Hydra vulgaris (swiftwater hydra) is the source of this 414-nucleotide messenger RNA. NCBI's taxonomy places the organism in Eukaryota, Metazoa, Cnidaria, Hydrozoa, Anthoathecata, Hydridae. The record is from RefSeq and is a predicted model, not a curated record.